Messenger RNA from Punica granatum (pomegranate), 1814 nucleotides. The record is from RefSeq and is a predicted model, not a curated record. NCBI's taxonomy places the organism in Eukaryota, Viridiplantae, Streptophyta, Magnoliopsida, Myrtales, Lythraceae.
UUCAUAGCUCCAUCUCUCAACCAAAAGCAAACCAUCUCAUUGUUCUCUCUUCCUCGAUCUACAGCCUUCUUUUACUUUUUUGCAAGAAUUUGAUGAUAUGUUGAAGCUUUUUGCAUAACUCCAUUGAAGAUUUUAUCUCUUUCACUAGCUGGAGCCAAAGAGGUGAAGAAAAAAAGGGACCUCUGAGUGAUAUCUUUUGUUUUGCUACGAAGGACUAAAGCUUAUAGGAGCUUUUGAGGCCAAAAGAGAUAAAAGAUGGUGGAGGAUGUCACGACUCGUCGGGAAGAGGAGCUCGCAAUUGAAGAAAUUUCGUCCCCUCUUAGUGUUCAACUGCUUGAGUAUUAUAACUCUGAGUUAUUCCCAGAAAACAUACAGAAUUCCGAUGUUAGCUCGUUUCCACAUAGCAACUGCUUAUACGACAAAAGCUCCAACCGGAUGACCGAUCCUAAUUUGUUACAGAAAGACGAAGACAUCCCCAAAAGCAGUAAUGAUAGCAGCUGCAGCAACAACAUCAACAAUAGUACUAACAACGGGAACCUCCCUGCGAUAUUCGAUGCACAAGAAGAGAUUGAUGAUAUAUCUGCCUCGAUUGAUUUCUCAACCUCUUCUCCAUUCUACGUCUCCCCUGCUCAAUUCACAAACACUCAACAGGACCAAUUCGAUGACUUUUCUUCACCACAAUCGCAGAUGCCAUUAACCAGUGUUGUUGCAAAUGGUCUCCCUCCUUAUCCUAAUUCAGAUCUGAUGGGGCCUCUGAUGGUCCCCCCAUUGCCAUCAAUCGUCGAGGAAUGCAUAUCUUCGGCUCCUUGCAGUACUUUUCUUCCCCCAACCAAUCCGACCUUCAUGCCCGGACCUGGAGGGAACAUGAACGUUGCAUUCUGUGCCGAUACUUCUGGGAUUUUCCCUGGGAAUAUUCUGCAGCCUCAGAAGCUGGAUUACCGGGGAGAUGGAGGUGGCUUUUACUAUCCAGAUUCGAAGCCGCAGAUAUUUAAUCCCGGAGAUAUUCAGGCACUUAGCAUCGAGAGCCAAAAGCUUCUCAAUGGGAAUGCAAGUACUCCGACCACGCCUCUGCCUCCUGAGAUGUCAGCCUUCGAGGACCCGACCUUCAAAGUUGGCAAGCUCUCAGUUGAAGAGAGGAAGGAGAAGAUUCACCGUUACUUGAAGAAGAGGAACGAGAGGAAUUUCAGCAAGAAAAUCAAGUAUGCAUGCCGCAAGACACUUGCUGAUAGUAGACCAAGGGUGAGGGGCAGAUUUGCGAAGAACGACGACUUCGGGGACACCCAAAGACCCAACUCUAGCAGUCAUGAAGAGGAUGAUGAUGAUGAAGUAGGGGUGAAGGAAGAUGACGACACAAUGGACUCUUCAGACAUCUUUGCUCACAUAAGUGGGGUGAAUUCCUUCAAAUGCAGCUACUCCAUCCAGUCAUGGAUCUAACCAUCUUUCCAUCCAACACUUCCGAACGAGAAGAAACCGUACAAUUUUGCGAGGCUAAGUAUGUCUCCAGCUGAAUACUACAUACGUACUCAACCAUAGUGAUCAGGCAGGAGUGAAGGUGCCACAAUUAGGUGGUAUCAAGAUGCGGUACUGACUCAGAGGGUAGCCGGGAUCGCGUUGUAGUAGAUAAAUACAGAAUAAGGGGGUCGUAUAGAUAUUGACAAUAGUUUAAAUGGGGCCACUUGAGAUAGAGAGAGUAGAUAAGAAUGUUAUGGAAUACUGCCUUCUUUACAUGUAUAUGUCAGGUCUGUGCGGCUGUAAAACUGUUCAGGAUGAACAUCCAGUAUACUUGGGCGUAAUUUAUCUCACCAUUUACAGUA